Messenger RNA from Dreissena polymorpha, 8776 nucleotides. Its product is annotated as E3 ubiquitin-protein ligase UBR3-like. The coding region runs from base 91 to 5211 and encodes 1706 amino acids. Gene Ontology annotation, biological process: ubiquitin-dependent protein catabolic process via the N-end rule pathway; protein ubiquitination. Lineage: Eukaryota; Metazoa; Mollusca; Bivalvia; Myida; Dreissenidae. Gene Ontology annotation, cellular component: ubiquitin ligase complex; cytoplasm. Gene Ontology annotation, molecular function: zinc ion binding; ubiquitin protein ligase activity. The transcript has 37 exons. The record is from RefSeq and is a predicted model, not a curated record.
CGACAGUAUGACAAUGCUGUCACAUGUGGCCUCGUGUGGACUACCAAUUUUGUGGCAUACCGGUGCCGCACGUGUGGGGUAUCGCCAUGUAUGUCGCUCUGCGCCGACUGCUUUCAAGCCGGGAACCAUGAGGGCCACGAUUUCAACAUGUUCCGCAGUCAGGCAGGAGGGGCAUGUGACUGCGGAGAAGUCAGCGUGAUGAAUCCUGCAGGGUUCUGUCCGAGACAUGGUCCUGACAGACAGCACACCCAGCCCCAGCCCCCCGGGGAUCUCCUGGCAGUGGCUGAGACCAUGAUGCCCAGGAUUAUACUGCGCCUAAUCUACCACCUGAGGGACAACUCAAAACCUGAAAUGACAGACACGUACCUGUUGGCCAUGCAGGAUGCAGAGCAGUUCCUCUCAUUCCUGCACAGCCUCAGUGACAUGGGGGCAGCCAUGAGAAGGGUGAUGGCCCGAGCACUCACUGACCCUGAGCUGUACUCACAUCUCAUCAACCUGCACAUCUCAGGUGAAGCAGAGGCGUCUAACAGUUUCUACAUGAAGAGCAAGCGGGACUAUGAGGCUGCCGUGGAUUCCCUCCAGUAUCCUCGAGGAUUUGAUGAGCUGGACGAUAUACCUGGAUUGAACCAGAAGCUCGUCCACAAGACGUUCCUGGAGGAGCUUGUAUUCUGGACGGUGAAAUUUGAAUUUCCUCAGAAGAUCGUGACCCUCCUGUUAAGUCUGCUACCAGAUCUUAGAUACAAAGAAGCAUUCACCCGUGCUUUCAUCCAGCACUACAGUCGGAUAUCACGCGUGCUAGUAAAGGCGCUGGACCGUCAGACAGUGGCCAAUCGAGUGGUCCACAUCAGUGUACAGCUGUUCUCCACGGAGACCCUGGCGUGUCAGAUGGUCCAGGAGUACAACCUCCUAUACGUGCUCAUUGUCAGCCUGAAGAACAUGAUGGAGCAGAUACUUACUGACAGCACGCUUCAAGACUUACAUCAGAACUUCCACCAAGUGGUGGACUGCAGCCACGAGUCAAUGAAGGACCACUGCUAUUGGCCCAUCAUCAGUGACCUGAUUAACCUACUGUCACACGAGGACAUCGCGUACAAGUUCCUUUCUGAUAUGAAGCUCGUAACUAUGUGGCUCGACUUUCUGUCAUAUUUUCAAGGAAUGAAUCUGAACACCCGAGAGCUACACCAGCACGUAGAGUUUGAGCCAGACACCUACUACGCUGCCUUCUCUGCUGAGCUGGAGAUCUCUGCCUCACCCAUGUGGUCUCUGAUAUCCCAUCUCAGACGAGAGAACUCGUACUAUGUGACGAAAAACAUGAUACAGGCCUGCCAGGAAUCACUUCAAGACUGGUUUGAUGCAAUCUCAUGCAAGGAGUCUACCAAUCCCAACCCCCUGCAGUUGACAUUUCACCUGCCCCUCCAUCGCUACCUGGCCACGUUCAUGGUGCAGGCCGUCCAGUAUCAGCAUCAGGAUCUUCUGGCAGUAGUACCUCCAGAACGCAUGCUCAAGACUUUGCUCAUUCACGUUCUGCAGAUACAGGUAGCCACAGCUGAGAUCUACAGCAACAUGUGGGUGCGUAACGGCCUCCAGAUCAAAGGUCAACCCAUGACCUACGUCCAGUGCCACUUCUGCUACUCGAUGGUGGACGCUGACAUUUACCUUAUGCAGGUGUGUGCUUGUAGACUGGAUCCAGACUAUUUCGUUCAGACUGUGAUAGACAGGUUUCACAUUAGUGACUGGUUGUCAUUCAAUCCAGAACCUGGGGCCAGGAUCUACAAAAUGGAAAAGGAACAAGAAUUGGCCAUUGUUGAGGGUGUUUUGCAAUUUUUUACCAUGCUGCUGCAUAUACGGACAUAUUUAGGCAUGGAAGACAAGGAGCUGACACGUCUAGAGAUGGCCACCUUGCUGUUUGUGGCCGACCGCCAGCACAGCCAGCUCAUGGACCUGAUGCCUGAGAAAUCGGGGAUGACAGGGCACGGGAAGGACCUGUUCGAGCCCACGCUCAAGGAUAUCUCCAAUUUCAAGGCGCCCAAUUUCGAGCCCGGAGGAGGCCUGCAGCAGGGGACCUAUGUCCCGAAAGAUGAGCUUUGGGAGACAGAGUUUGAUCCGGUGCACGUCUUGUUGAGAUCCGUAUACAAGAAUGAUUUCCAGUCAGCUAUGGACAGAUACACAGAGUUUUUACGAAGGAAGGGUAAUUUCAAGGGCAAGGGCCAGCCCUGGCCCCCUUUUAAAGCCCCUGGAAAGAUUCAGGAAUGCUACCGGGCCAUGUACAGGAUCCUUCACUGCAAAACCAUGCACUCUCUCAUCUUUACCGUCCUUCAAAAGGUAUUGAAAGACAGCAGUUUGCCGGAGAGUUUCAGCUUUUACGCUGUUCACCUUCUCGAGUUGGCAAUCACUGUACCAAACCCUGAUGGUUCUAAAAGAGUCAAACCGUCUCCGGCAAGGGUGCCAGACAAGAGUUACAGAGACUGGUUCUCUGGCAAUGACAUCCUGGAGAACGUAAAGCAGACGAUACGUGAGGUGGAGGUAUCCCUGAGCGUAGAGAGGGAAGGGUCGCCACGUCUGUCCCUGGACACAUCAUUCGAAUCUUUUGAAGAGAUGUUCCAGUUGGCGCCUAGCGCUUUAGCAGGCCCAAGUGGUCCUAUCACAGCAGCCCACACUGGACACAUCCCAUCAUUCCAUCUGUCGCCCUUGACAACGACUUCAGGUAACCCCCAGCCAAGUAUUCUCACCGUCCUCCCGUCCACCAGCGGAACACGUCCCAAGUUCGAGACCAGGGGCAUGACCACAGAACGACAGAGAACGAAAAUUGUUGCUAUCAACGAAAGCCUUAUGACUAUUUUGUAUAAGCUCCAUUCGAAACUGUCGGGAAAGUCGAAUUCAUAUGCGCCGCCGUCUGUGAGUGGAAAUGGCAGCGGGAUGGAGAAUGGAGGAAAUGGGGAGUUUUAUGUGAAGAAAGUCCUUGAUAAGCUAUGUCAGAGCAGCACAGAUUGCGCCAGAGCGGUAGAAGACCUCUAUCAAGCCAAUAAACCCAAAGAGGCUGGAACCUCAAAGAAAGGAAAGUCUAUGGACACUGAAACUAGACGUAAGAAGGCAAGAGAGCGUCAACAGAAGUUGAUGGAAGAGUUCGCAUCCAAACAGAAGGCAUUUAUGGAGCAGGCAAUGGAGACUGAAGAUUCCUCAACAACGGGUGCCUCAAAAAGUCCAAACAGCCCAGAUGGCAGUGGUCAUCCAGAGAGUAUGGAAUCAGACGAGACGUUGUACGACUGUGUGAUAUGUAACCAGAGUACGCCGUCCACUGCAGAGAGGACCAUAGGACUUGUCGUCUUUCUGCAAGCUUCCAGUGUACUUGGCCACAGAACACAGACGGACACCCGUAAGGUUCUCACGCUGGUUGACAAGACUCGACAGAGGAUCGUCAACUGCUCCCGCGUGCAGACGGAGAGGUUGGAAAAGCUCUUCAGAAACUUUGAGGAGAGCUCCUGUCAGACGUCUGUAAACAUUGGCUGGGACGGGGGUGUGCUGGUACAGACCUGUGGUCACUAUCUACACCUCGACUGCCACACUUCGUACGUCUCCUCAUUGCUGGGUCAGGGAGCUCACGCCAACCUGCUGGUGUCUAAGGGAGAAUACUCCUGUCCACUGUGUGUGCAGCUCUCCAACUCUGUGAUACCCAUCAUUCCCGAGGAGAGCAAGUACUCCAUCACGCGGCCCGUCUCGCGCGACCCCCGCCAGAUGGCGCUGGACAUUGCCAGCAUGAUGAUCAAGAGGCCCAUUACUCCAGUAAUUGUGAGGUCACCGUUGGUUACCAAGGCGAUGGGCAGCAUGAUGGAGGACCUCACCAAUGCCACCUACGGGAUGUACAAGACCUACACCAGCUCACAGACCUCUGAGAGCGUGCUGCUCUUUGUUUGCUCAGUUGCAAGGACAAAUCUGGAGUUGGAACUGUUGCAGAGAAAGGGGGAUUUGAGUCAGCCAUUGCCAACUUCAAGGAAACACUGCUUUUUGCCCUUACUCCAUGUUCUGAGUAUGCACAGUAAGAUACUGACCACCAAGCCAUACACUGAUCUGUGGUCUCACAUCACCGGGGUCUCCUGCUCAGAAAAUACUACAAGUGUCUCUUUGUACCAGAAAGAGGUACCACUGUUGCUCAAGGAUCCUGUCUCACUGCUGAUACAGAUUAUUUUGACACUGCCAGCAACCAUUGAAAGAGGUCACUUUGAUUUCGUGGUACAGGUAGUGUACAACAUGGUCUUCAUUCAGUCCCUGUGUGUGAUGACGUGCAAGUUUACUGAGGAAGAGAGGGAGGCAUGGAAAAAGGGUAGACAUGUGGCAUUCAACACACUAGAGGGAAUGCUAAGUCAUGUGAUCACCCGUCUGGCAACGAGUUUCCUGUACGAGAAGGAAGACACUGACCUUCUUGCGAUCUGCCAGUCUGUGUGGUCGCCCCUGAGUGUUGAGUCUUCCGUGCAGGAGUUGUGUGAACCGUUCCUCCGCAUGACUGCUCUCAUCAAGUUCCACAUCUUCCACGACGAGUUUCCAAAACGAGGGGUCCUGAGUGACUUCCAGUACCUCAGCAGCUACCUCCGUCUGAACGUGAAGCGUGACUCGACUGUGAUAGAGCCCAGCAAGCUCACGUCCGCCGCGCAGUGUGUGGACUGGCUGGUGGAGGAGGCUCACACCCUAACCAGGGCCUGGUGCACCGACCUCAUCAACUUUGCCAACAAGAACCCCCAGGAUGGACGGACACUUCUGACAGUAAACACCCAGUGGUUUGGUCCACACCUUAUUCAGCUGCCUGAUCAGUACUACAAGAUCUUCCAGGCGUACCGUAAGAAGCAGUGUCCGGUGUGCAGCAACCCGCCCAAGGACCCAUGUGUGUGUCUCGUCUGUGGAAUGUUCCUCUGCUUCCGGGGGGCCUGCUGCAAACAGCAGCACUCAUACGAGUGUGUCCAGCACUCGGUGGAGUGUGGAGCCGGGACAGGUAUCUUCCUGCUCAUCAACUCCAGUAUCAUUGUUGUGAUCCGUGGACCCCGCGCCGCCCUCUGGGGAUCUGUCUACCUUGACGAGUAUGGAGAGGAGGAUAAGGAUCUCAAACGUGGAAAGCCACUUUACCUGAGCAAUGACCGCUACUCACUGCUUGAGGCGCAGUGGAUUUCACACAGCUUUGAUCAUGCCUGUAAACGGUGGAUCUGGCAUCAGGAUAGACUGUAGACUGUGAACUGAAGAUUAGGAUAGACUGUGAUUAAAUAACUUUCUUCUGUCAGGAUUGAUUUUGAACUGACAGAAGAAUGGACUGUGAUCUAACAUCAGGAUUGAAAUAUGAGCCUCCUUCUGGAAAAACUGAGCUCAAUUCAUGUGCAUAAAGUGUCAGUCCAGAUUAGCGUGUGCAGUCGGUACAGUCUAUUCAGCGAGGACACUUUCUGCUUUAAUGGAAUUUUUCGUUAAAAGGGGUCUUUUCUAAAUCCAGAUUAGGCAGACAAUGUUGUCUCUGAUUAUUCUGUACAGACUGCACAUGCUAAUAGAUAAUGACAUUUUAAGCAUUGGUUUUAAGUCUGUUCUUUAAGAAUAGGUUUGUGGAUAUGGGUCAUGAUAGACUGUGAUCUAACAUCAAGAUAGAAUCUGAUCUGGCAUCAGCAUACAAUGGUUUCUUUAAAUAGGAUAGACAAAUCUGCCAUCAGAAUACACUGUUAUCAAGCUCAAGGAUGGACUUUUAUCUGGCAUUCAGAUAUACUUUUUUGCAUUAGGAUCUGGGGAUGGACAUUUCAAGCAAACAUACAUAGUAUACCAGACUUUUAAAUAACUGUUAACAAAGUUAAAGAACAGAUUUGAAUAGAAUAAAUGUCCAGACUUUCAUAAAGUUGAUAUAAUUGUUUGUUAGUUAUAAUUAUCUGGGCUUGUGUUCACCAAACAGUUCUUAGACUGAAGUCUAAGAAUAACGAAUAUUUUUUAAAUUGGAAUAUUCAAGAAUUGCUUUAAUUUGAGUCAAACUUGGUAUGUACACCAUCUAUCUAUAUCAUUCUUUAUGUAGAAUAUUUUGUUCAUGGCAUAAUCAUCAGUGGAAGCCUGGAUCCAUUUUUAGCUCGGCUGUUUUCGGGGAAAACCCGAGGUAUUGUCAUAGCCAGCUCGUCUUGUCCGCCGUCCGUGUCAAGGUUUGUAAAGGUUUUUAACAUUGGCUCUAAAAUCAAAGUCCUUCCACCUACAACUUUGAAACUUCAUAUCAUUUAUGUAGAUGCACCUUGAUGAGUUCUUCACGCCACACCCAUUUUUGGGUCACUAGGUCAAGGUCACUGUGACCUUAAUUUUUUUUUAAAUUCUGACAAGCAUUCGCAGCCGAGUGUGGCACCCGAUAUGCGGUGCUCUUGUUCUUGCUUCUAUGUCUAUUCUUUAUUCUUAAGUGUUAGAUUAGGUUGGUGAAUCCAGGCUCCUGGUAUAACACAAGUCUUCUGUAAGUGAUCUAUUUAUCAGAUGGAUUUUUGUGAAUUGCGUUAUAGGUUUGAAUCAUGACACCAUAAAUGUACCCCAUGAUUGUUAAAAGUUGUUUUUGCUUUACUUUUGUACUAAUUAUUAAUACUUUUGAAAUUGAGUUCCUUUUUAAAAAUGUGUGUGGCCUUAUUAUUUUUCAAACACGACUAUGCUGUCACUAAAAACUAAAGCCUAGUUAACUCUUUCAGUGCUGGAACCGAAUUUUGAAAGCCUUUGCAAACAGUUUGGAUCCAGAUGAGAUGCCACACAACGUCUCAUCAGGAUCCAAACUGUUUGCUAUUCUGAUAGUAUUCUUUGAAAAAAAUCGAAGAAAAUGCUAAUUUUAAAAAUUCAGCAGACGCCAUUUUAGCAGACGACAAAUUUCCCAGCAUGCAAAGGGUUAAAAUAUGUGUGGCCUCUUCAUGGGUGUCCCAUUGAGUGUUUUGAAACAACAUAAAUAUCUUGUCUUUACAUAUACACUUCAACACCGUUAUUUCGAACACUGAUAAUCCGAAGUCACCGUUAUUUCGAAGUAUUUUUCUGGUCCCAAAUUUGGUUAUUCUUCGUUUAAUGUAAAAUUUCAUUGUUAAUCCGAACUUCGUUAAACCGAAAAAAAUCGUUAAUUCGAAGUGAUUCUGUCGGUCCCGACAAUAUUAUUCGCACCUAAUCAUCAAUCUUUAAUCCGAAGUCAAAGCUGCAAAACGCUAAGCAAAAUUUCACACCUUUGUCGUCUGGGCGUGGCGCGUCAAAAGCUGAUAAUUACUCCUUUGUCGUCUGCGCGUAGACGUUAAUUUUAUAAUGUCGUCAAAAGCCGAUAAUUACUGUUUAUGUAGUUUAGCAUUCUUUAGUAACAAAUAAACCUGUCACGUUUGGUCUGAGUAAAUGUGGUCCAAUGAAAUUCAUCUUAUAUAAACUCUGCCUUUUGCGAGCAAACACGGGCUGAAGUGAGUGCUUUAAUGUCCUUGACACAUUGAAGAAAUAUGUUACACGCGUCCAGUUUAGUGCUGCUAAGUCCAGUGUCCAGAUAGACAUCGCGUCAUAUUUUCAAAAAAUGUUAAUACAUUUCCGAAAAUGUAUUCAUCUGUAUUUACAUGUAUGACAAUUUGUGCUAUUCGUUAUAUUUAAUAUGGUCUGAUAAUUUGUGCUAUUCGUUAUAUUUUAUAUGUUCUGAUAAUAAGUGCAUAUUCAUUAUAUUUAAUAUGUUCUGAACUUAGAGAAAACAUAAAAAGAAGAACAAGAAUCGUUUUAUUCCUUCGUAGAAAUCUAUUGCCAUCUGACUAGUUUACGUUUUUAAGUAAAACAAUUAUUAAUACCCUGGUAGUAGCUUGUAACCGAACCAUGCGAAUUCCACAACGUUUUAUUAUUACAGAAUCAAAGAAGUCGUCUGUCAAAUGUUUAUUUCGAAUUAUCGUUAAUCCGAAGGUUUUUUUUAACAGUCCCGACAACUUCGAAAUAACGGUGUUGAAGUGUUAUCUUUUUUGUCAUGAACUGGAAACAGUUUCUUUUAAAAUCGAGUCCUUUUUGCAAAAGAGCUUUGCCGGAUUAUUUUUAAAAUAUGACUGUGCUAUCAUUAGAAAACUGAAGCCUAGUUUAACCCUUUCCCACUAAGAAGCAAAGUAAAAAUGCCUAUGUGCAAACAGCAUAAAACCAGAACAGCCUGCGAGUAACUCGCAGUCUGUUCAGGUUUUAUGCUGUUUGCUGCUCAUCACUAUGUAUGGUUUGGAGAUGAUCCCUUAAAAACUUGAAUCUAUUGCGAAAGGUCUUAAAUUAACUUAUCUUUCUUAGUGACUGCAAAUGCAUGAAAAUACGUUUCUAAGUGGUAAAGGGUUAGGUAAAUUCUGGUCCCUCCACGGAUAUUCUUCUGAGUGGUUUAUAAUGCAGCAUAAUUUUCUUAUCUUUACAUAUCAUCUUAAUCUUACAGGGUAGUUAUAAUAUUUUAUAUGGUACUUUCUUAGGGAAACAAACUUCAUUGUUUAUAGUCUUAUUUUUGGCACAAACCGGAACUAGUUGCUUUUAAUUAUUUCAAGAGAUACUUUAAGAAUCAUUUCUCUUGUGAAAUAUAUAGUAUUUAUAGUAUUUAUUGUAUUUGUUAUUAUAUAAUUGUAUGUGAAAAGUCCUGAAUAAUACUUAUUUAAACAAGUUACUUAUUGCAAUUAAUUUUGAGAAUCCUUCUUUGAACAGAUUUCAAUUUUUUUUUUUUUAAUGAUUACAUUGACAAUAACAUUGACAAUAAAAGUGGCGUAUAUGUUUUUAAUUUAUUUUUCAGUUGACACCUUCUAAAUGUAUUUGAAUCCACACAAAGAUAUACCAAAUU